Dipodomys spectabilis (banner-tailed kangaroo rat) is the source of this 4388-nucleotide messenger RNA. It is a transcript of the gene Myom3, whose product is annotated as myomesin 3. Lineage: Eukaryota; Metazoa; Chordata; Mammalia; Rodentia; Heteromyidae. Gene Ontology annotation, molecular function: protein binding. Bases 1 to 4314 code for a protein of 1437 amino acids. The record is from RefSeq and is a predicted model, not a curated record. The transcript is spliced from 36 exons.
AUGACUCUGCCCCACGGCCCUGGAAGCGCUGGGGAGUCCCAGGCCCCCCAGACCAUGCAGGUCUACAGGCUGGAACGCCGGCAGGAGGAAGAGCAGAAGGAGGAGCGGCAGCAGGGCCUGCACAUGGGCUCCUCUGUGCGGAGGAGGACCUUCCGGAGCAGUGAGGAAGAACAUCAGUUCAGUGCCGCCGACUAUGCCUUGGCCGCCGCCCUGGCCCUCACAGCCUCCUCUGAGAGGUCCUGGGAAGGUCAGCUGAGGCGGGAAGCUGUGGAUCUAGAGGAGCGUGGACAGAAGCGGAUAGGCUUUGGCAACGACCUGGAGAGGACGGAGGUCAGCUGCCUGCGGACCCAGCGGCUGCUGCGCCAGAGCCGGGACUGGAAGGCACUGCGGAGGCAGACAGAGGAGAAGGUUCGGGAGGCCAAGGAGCUGGUCGAGCUGUGUUCUGGCCGGGGCCCCUGGUUCUGGAUCCCGCUGCGCUCACACACUGUCUGGGAGCACACCACAGUCCUGCUGACCUGCACCGUGCAGGGCUCUCCGCCACCCCAGGCCACCUGGUACAAGGAUGAUGUGCGGAUCGACCUUCGCCUCUUCCCCCCUGGAAAGUUCCGGAUCAUCAACAACUAUGGACUGCUGACACUGGAGAUUAGGAGAUGCACCGUGGAGGACUCAGCCACCUACACCGUGAAGGUGAAGAAUGCCUACGGCCAGGCCUCCUCCUUUGCCAAAGUCCUGGUCCGCACUUACCUGGGGAAGGAUGCGGGCUUCGAUUCAGAGAUCUUUAGAAGAUCCAUGUUUGGCCCCACGGUGGAAUUCACAUCAGUGCUGAAGCCCGUCUUCGCCCGAGAGAAGGAGCCCUUCUGCCUGUCCUGUUUGUUCUCCGAGGAUGUGUCAGACGCGGAGACGAGCAUCCAGUGGCUCCGAGAUGGCCGGUUGUUGAUCUCCUCCGCUCUUCGGCAAAUCCUCUACGCAGACCGCCAGGCGUCCCUGAAGGUGUCCUGGGCCUAUAAGGAGGACGAGGGGUUCUACAGGGUGCGCGUGGCCACGCCCUCUGGGAACCAGGAGCAGAGCACCUAUGUGUUUGUGAGAGACGCUGCAGCUGAGAAGCCGGGAGCCCCAGGCUCCCCGCUCAAUGUCCAGUGCCUGGAUGUGAACCGAGACUGCCUCCUACUGACCUGGACCCCGCCCAGCGACACGCGAGGCAGCCCUAUCACCAGCUACACCGUCGAGCUGUGCCAGGGUGACACUGAGGAGUGGCUCUCCUGCCAUGAGGCCCCCUGGGGGACCUGUCGGUGUCCAAUCCAAGGCCUCGUGGAAGGCCAGCGCUACCGAUUCCGUGUGAGGGCGGUCAGCAGGGCCGGCAGCAGCCUCCCCUCCAAAGCCUCCGAAGCCGUGGUCACCUGUGCCCCUGACGCUCUCCGGGGCAGGACAGAAAUCCCCUUUGACCUGGGCAGCAAGAUCACCAUCAGCACAGAGGACUUUGAAGAUGCCGUGACCAUCCCCUCACCCCCGACCAAUGUCCACGCCAGUGAGAUCCGAGAGGCCUAUGCGGUUCUGAGCUGGGAGGAGCCGAGGCCCCGUGGCAAAGCCCCACUGACGUACUCCCUGGAGAAGUCAGUCAUAGGUAGCGGCACCUGGGAAGCCAUCAGCCCAGAAACCCCUGUGAAGUCGCCACGGUUCGCCCUUCUGGACCUGGAGAAGGGGAAGUCGUAUGUCUUCAGAGUGCGAGCUGUGAACCAGUAUGGCAUGAGCGACCCCUCGGAGCCCAGCGAUCCAGUCUCCCUGAAGGGCGGGCCAGCUACUCUCCCUCCUCCAGCUCAAGUUCAAGCUUUCCGGGACACGCAGACAUCUGUGUGUCUGGCCUGGAAGCCCGUGGAUGGAGGCUCGGAGCUCCUGGGUUAUUACAUUUAUUCCCGGGAGGCAGGCUCAUCUGAGUGGCACACGGUGAACAACAAACCCAUCCAGGACACCAAGUUCAUGGUUCCAGGGCUGAACACGGGAAAGGAGUAUGAGUUUUGCAUCCGGUCGGUCAGCGAGGCCGGGGUGGGCGAGAGCUCAGCCCCCACGGAGGCCGUGAGGGUCAAGCAGGCUCUAGCCACCCCGUCGGCCCCCCGCGACUUUGCGCUCCUGCACUGCGGGAAGAAUGACAUGGUCAUCGGGUGGAAGCCCCCCCGGCGCCGUGGGGGCGGCAAGAUCCUGGGCUACUUCCUGGACCAGCAUGACUCCCAGGAGCUGCACUGGUGCCCAGUCAGCCUGCAGCCCAUCCCAAGCCGGGUCUGCAAGAUCAGCAACCUUCAUGAAGGCCACUUCUAUGAGUUCCGGGCCCGGGCCGUCAACUGGGCUGGUGUUGGUGAACUGUCUGCACCCAGCAGCCUGUUUGAGUGCAAGGAGUGGACGAUGCCCCAGCCAGGCCCCCCAUACGACGUGCGGGUGUCCGAGGUGCGGGCUACUUCCCUGAUGCUGCAGUGGGAGCCCCCGCUGUACACGGGCGCUGGACCAGUCACGGGCUACCGCAUCAGUGUUCAGGAGGAAGGCUCUGAGGAAUGGAAGCCCGUGACCCCAGAUCCCAUCUCUGACACCCACCUGAGGGUGUCUAACCUGCAGCCUGGAAAGACGUACGUGUUCCAGGUCCAGGCCAUGAAUUCAGCUGGGCUGGGACAACCAUCCAUGCCCACUGACCCUGUGCUCCUGGAGGACAAGCCAGAUGCCCAGGAGAUCAAGGUCGGCGUGGAUGAGGAGGGCCGCAUCUACUUGGCCUUUGAAGCCCCUGAAGCCCCUGACUCCUCGGAGUUCCUGUGGGCCAAAGAUUACCAGGGCCCGCCGGCCCCCCAGAGGGUGGAAAUAGAGGACGAAGUGAGCAAGUCCAAGGUCAUCCUGAAGGAGCCUGACCUUCAGGAUCUGGGCAUCUACUCAGUGGUAGUCACAGAUGCGGAUGAAGACACGUCAGCAAGCCACAUGCUGACAGAGGAAGAGCUGAACAAGCUGAAGAAGCUGAGCCACGAGAUCAGAAACCCAGUGAUCAAACUCAUCUCUGGCUGGAACGUGGACGUCCUGGAGCAAGGAGAGGUGCGGCUCUGGCUGGAAGUGGAAGCGCUGACCCCGGCGGCUGAGCUGCACCUCAUCUUCAAUGAGAAGGAGAUCUUCAGCUCCCCGAACCGCAAGAUUAAUUUUGACCGUGAGAAGGGGCUGGUGGAGAUUAUCAUCCAGCACUUGUCUGAGGAGGACAAAGGAUCAUACACAGCACAGCUCCAAGAUGGAAAAGCCAAAAACCAGAUCACCCUGGCCCUGGUGGAUGACGAUUUUGACAAACUCCUGAGGAAGGCAGAUGCCAAGAGAAGAGACUGGAAGAGAAAGCAAGGACCCUAUUUCCAGGAGCUGUUGCAGUGGCAGAUCACAGAGGACUGCCAAGUGCUGCUGACCUGCAAGGUGACCAACACCAAGAAGGAGACUCGCUUCCAGUGGCUCUUCCAGAAGAAAGAGGCUCCAGACGGCCAAUACGACCCGCAGGCCGGGACGGGACUUCUCCGAAUUGAGCAGAUGUCCAGGGAGCACCAGGGAACUUACAGGGCGGUGGUUUCGGAUGAUCGAGGGGAGGAUGACACCAUAUUGGACCUCACUGGCGAAGCCCUGGAUGCCGUCUUCAACGAGCUGGGCAGAAUCAGUGCCCUCUCUGCAACUCCACUGAAAAUCCAGGGCACUGAGGAGGGCAUCCGGCUGUUCAGCAAGGUCAAGUACUACAACGUGGACUACAUGAAGACCACCUGGUUCCACAAGGAGAAGCGCCUGGAGAGCAGCGAUCGGGUUAGGGCGGGCACCACCCUGGAUGAGAUCUGGCUCCACAUCCUGGACCCCAAGGACUCCGACAAGGGCAAAUACACCCUAGAAAUCACUGCUGGGAAGGAAGCCCGGCAGCUCUCGGCGGAUCUGUCAGGGCAAGCUUUUGAUGACGCCCUGGCUGAACACCAGAGACUGAAGGCCUUGGCCAUCAUCGAGAAGAAUCGUGCCAAGGUGGUACGGGGCCUGCCGGAUGUGGCCACCAUCAUGGAAGACAAGACCCUGUGCCUGACCUGCGUCAUCUCAGGAGACCCUGCCCCGGAAAUCUCUUGGCUAAAGAAUGAUCAGCCUGUCACCUUCCACGACCGUUACCGCAUGGAGGUGAAGGGGACAGAGGUCACCAUCACCAUCCAGAGGGUCACCAGCGAGGACAGCGGGCGGUAUGGCGUCUUCGUCAAGAACAAAUAUGGCUCUGAGACGGGCCAGGUCACCAUCAGUGUGUUCAAACAUGGAGACGAGCCCAAAGAGCUGAAGAAGAAGUGACGGGAGAGUCUAGGCACAGCCUGAGAUCCAGCGGGCAUGAACCAGCAGAGCCAACCAAGAGGGUCACAGCCUGG